UUCACCUUGUUUCAGAUGUAAAGUGAUAAAACCAAGUUUAUCACAAUGUCAAUCAGUAUCUUCCUCGGACAUACUAUCAUCAAGUACUUGUGAAGAAGAAAUUAAAACAGAAUGUGAACCUGUACAAAAUGUAAAGUCAGUCCAAUGUCAAAAAUCGCAUGACAGCAUGAUUUUAAAAUUGAAAAACGACGUUUGUGAAUUAAGUGAGCAGUUAAAAAAAAUUAUUCAUGAAAAUCAUUGUUUACACCUUCAACUUAAUAAAACUAUUGACAGAAAUAUGUUGCUGAAAGAGGCUUUGAAGCGACCGGCACCUUUCAAAAAGACUGCUAAAGGAUUUCGAUUUCCUGGCAAAAUAGAAAUGGAAGAAAAACUAAAAAAUAUGAAAGAAGAAAUAUUACAUCUUAACAAUCAAAUUAAAGAAAUUAAAAAUAAUCAACAAAAAAUUAAAUUGGCUAAAGAGUUUUUUGACCAAUAUAGUGCAUUAGCAUCUAAAUGCGAGUGUAAUCACAUUUCACCAUGUUCAAAAGAGAACUUGGACGAAAUCAUAAGAAUAAAAACAGAACAAAUUUUGCAAUCCAAAAACCAAAAUACAUUAAAAUCUGAGGAAUUGAAAAUGUUAAAAGACGAUUUAGAGUGCUCUGUAAGUGAAAGUAGAGAAACAUUUGACAAAAUCGGCGAAUCUCGUUCUGAAUUAUCUAAAAUAAAUUCACAAAUUGACCAGUUAUCAAAAAACUCGGAAUUUGAUUUAGAUAUAGAUGAAGAAGGAUUGAAAAAAACAUUAAAAAAGAUUUUGGAAGAAGUAGACAUUUUAGAGUUAACAAUCCGAAAUUGUGGCGACGAAAUGUAUGAAUGUGAAAUAAGUACUUCCAAGAUAAAGGAAGAAACGCAAGAAAUUGAAAAAUCAAAUAAAAAUCUCUAUGAUAAAAUUCAAGAAUCACAAGAAAUGUUUGAAUCUAAUUGUGAGGAGAUGCGUGAAAUCUACCAAAAACAAUUAGAACAAGUAACCGCUAUCCCGGUUCUUUUAAGCGCCACUCAAAGAAAACUACAAAACAUUGUUGAUAUGAGGGUAUUAACAGGAGAAACUUGUGAGCAUCUUAAAAAUGAACUAAAUGAAGAACAAAAAAAUUCAAAGCCCCACCAGUGUCCUAUAAAAGAAAAAGAACAAGUAGAAGCACAUAUUAAAUUAUUAAAUGCACAUUUAGAGAUGGAAAAUAAUGAACUUGAAGCAAAAAUCACUAAUCUAAAAAAAAAAAUAGACGACACCAGUUCGGCUUUAUCAAAUGAAUUAUCCACAAACGAAUCGAUCCGUGAAGAAAUAGAAAUAAUAAGUACAAGUAGCCUACAGCAAAUAAAUAUUAUGAAAAAAUUUGCCCGAGAUAGUCUAAAUAGAUACACGAACGAAGUUAAAUGUCUAAAAGAAUUAUUGACUGAACUUCAAAGUAGAGAAUGUGAAAACUCUAUGAUGAAGAAAAACGUCAUAGCUAAAAUAAAAGAAAAAACUAAUUUGCUUGACCUUACUUUUCAAAAAACUAUAGUAGAUGUUGACAAUGUAUUGAAAUUGUUGGAAUGAAUACUAUUUUUCGAACAAUUAUUAUACUACUAUGCUAUUAUAUUUAUUAUUAAAAAAAAAAAAUUUUGUUUUCUAUUGAAAAUAAAUACAAAUUUAUUGGAAAAACAAUGAAAAUAUAAUUAUAUACAUAAUUUUACCUGUACAAAAUUAUGGAUCAUUCAUUAAGAGUGAUGAAAAUUAUAUAUAGAUAGAAAACUAAUGAAUUGGUAAGGAGGAUGCUUGUCUCCCUAAAAUUGCUGCAAUCGACUUUGUGAACUUUUUUGAUAUAGUUGGCUAGAUCAAAUUUUUAAAAGUCAGCCAAUCUUCCAAAUACACUUGGUUGCCUCCCUUAAAAUAAUGACUUUGAAACGCCCUUGAGAAUAAAAUAUUACUUAUGCAAGUUUAUUGGCUCAUUAUUGAUAGUAAUAUGUUCUAACUAUUCUAAUAAUAAUUUAACAAUGUAUGCACUUGUGUACU
Messenger RNA from Daktulosphaira vitifoliae (grape phylloxera), 2026 nucleotides. RefSeq names its product girdin-like. The coding region runs from base 167 to 1570 and encodes 467 amino acids. The record is from RefSeq and is a predicted model, not a curated record. Lineage: Eukaryota; Metazoa; Arthropoda; Insecta; Hemiptera; Phylloxeridae. The transcript is spliced from 14 exons.